This is a messenger RNA of Lotus japonicus, 899 nucleotides long. RefSeq names its product VQ motif-containing protein 8, chloroplastic-like. The transcript has a single exon. Lineage: Eukaryota; Viridiplantae; Streptophyta; Magnoliopsida; Fabales; Fabaceae. The coding region runs from base 111 to 683 and encodes 190 amino acids. The record is from RefSeq and is a predicted model, not a curated record. Gene Ontology annotation, cellular component: nucleus.
UUUCCUUCCCAUUCACCCUUCUAAGCUUUCAAUUUCAUCAAACAGUUCCAUCUUAAUUUUUUUGUUUGACCUUUUGGUCUCUAUACUCAGCUAAGCUUCAGAGCACAAAUAUGAAAUCCACUGCAAAAUUCUUUCCUAUUCAUCAUGAGCAUUCAAAGAAGGUAGUGAUCAAUGGUGAACGUCCUUCCCCAUUGAUGGUCAACAAAGACUCUCAUUUGAUCCGCAAGUCUUCCAAAUCCUACAAUACUCAGAGGAAUCCCAUCAUCAUCUAUACCAAAUCUCCAAAGGUUAUCCACACCAAGCCCCAUGAUUUCAUGGCCUUGGUUCAAAGUCUAACCGGCAUGGCGCCACGCUCCAACCAUCAACAAGAAAUCUUUGAGGACUACAGGAAUUCUGGGUCAUUUUUGUCUGAGGAAUCCAACAGUAGCAGUAUCAAGAAGGAGCACGGUUCUUGUGCUGGUGAUGAAACAAGCUCGGUUCUUAAGGGUAGUGAAACUUGUGUGAAGGAAGAGCCUUUUGUUCUUUCUAACUUAUUCUCUUUUGCUGAUAUGCCUCUUUUCACACCAAAUUUCUCAGAUUCAACUCGUUCUGUGUUUAAAUAUUCCGAAUCGCCGUAUGGGAUUUUGGGGAGUUUGCUGUCACCAUCUGGAUUGGAAUUCAUGAAAGAACUUCCUGAAUAUUAAUCACAUCAAUUUGUUUUGUUGCUGUUGUUCAUAUGCACAGGGUCUUCAAUCUUCAUGUAGUUGAUCAAUGUCAGGGCUGAAUACAUGUAGAUUGUUUUUUUUUUUCCUUUUCCUAUUUCUUUUGUAAAUUAAGUUAUAUUAGUGUUAUGGAGAGGAUGAGCUAGAAAUUGGAUAUAUGAUAUCAAGUUAAUGUGAAUUUUGAGGAGAUUUAAUUAA